AAGAACGAAUUCAUCCCUUUAUUAUACCCCUACAUUGGGUGUAAGUAGAUACAGCCCUGUAUUUCGAACAGUAUGGCCGAUUGUGCAGUUUUCCGAGAGGUACAAGUAUUAGAUCCAACACCCAGGAAACGUAAAAUAAUAAUUUUUCACAACUGAAGUUAAGAAACUUUAGUGUAAUGAUUAAAGAUAUGGCGGACGAUGAGGCCAUACAGGCCACGAAUGAUGAUGCCAGUGAGUGUAAAAGAUAUGCAGUGCAACUUGGUUACUGGUCUGAUCCAUUCAUCAAUUUUUUUGUAAAACAAACUACACGAAAGCCACCAGAGAUCAAUCGUGGUUACUACGCAAGGGUCAAGGGCAUAGAAGUAUUCAUCGACAAAUUCCUUAAACUGUCUGGUGACAAAGGUCAAAUUAUAAAUUUGGGUGCUGGUUUUGACACACUUUACUGGAAGCUCAGAAAUGCUGGAAACAGUCCUACAAACUUUGUAGAGCUAGAUUUUCCAAGUAUUACAGCCAAAAAAUGUUAUCACAUCAAAAAACAUAAACAAUUAAUAGAUACAUUAAAUACAGAAGAUGGCGAAAUCAGGUUUUCAACAAUAGAUUUACAUGCUGCUAAUUACCAUUUGGUAGGAACAGAUUUGCGAGAUAUAUAUGAAUUAGACAAAAAAUUAACACAAGCUGAAGUUAACUUUAAUUUACCAACUAUGUUUCUUGCUGAAUGUGUUCUAGUAUAUAUAGAUACUAGUGCAGCUUCAACAUUAUUAAAAUGGCUUGCAGUAACGUUUCCAAAUAGUAUAUUUGUAAGUUAUGAGCAAGUAAAUAUGAAGGAUAAAUUUGGGCAAGUAAUGCUCUCAAAUUUGCGUAGUCGUGGAUGCUUAUUAGCAGGAGUUAAAGACUGUGAAACGUUAGAAACUCAACAAAGACGAUUUACAGUAAAUGGGUGGGAAGGUUCUAAUGCUUGGACAAUGGUAGAAGUUUACGAUUCAUUGCUUGAAACAGAUCGUAUUCGAAUUGAGCAUAUUGAAAUGCUUGACGAACGAGAGCUUCUGAUUCAAUUAUUGCAACAUUAUUGCAUUGCAAUUGCUUGGAAUGGACAAACAUUUAAAAAUCUGUCUAUAGCACAGGGUUGAUUUUCCAAAACUUUUUCAGUUACUCCAGGUAGUGAUAAAGUAUAAUCAAAUAUUGGUAAGUUCAUGAGUCAUUUAUUACAAUAGCCAGGGGGAAUUAUUACAUUGCAAAUCUUAUAGAUACAUAGAAGUUUUAUAUAAUUAUUAUAUUAUAUUUGUUUAAAGUAAAAAUAUUUUUGUUAGUUCAAAAGAAAAAUUUAUUUCUUUGUAUCUCUAAAAUGGUGUGUACAUGUCUUAAACUGCACCAAAUAUAUAUUCCUCUGUCUUCUUUUGAAUUUAUUUAUUUUUUAAGAAAUAAUAUAAAACAGUAUAAUAUAAAUGAGACCCAUGAUAAUUAUUUAUAUAACAAUGAUAUAGGCAACUCAAUAGUCAAUUGACAGUAUUUAAAACUACUCCUUUCUUGUAUAAAUGAAACCUCAAUUUACAUACAUAUAAGAUUAAUUGCUUCCAAACUUUAAAAAUAGAUAGUUAAACUUAUAAACAUUUUUAUUGUAAGUAAUAUAUAUUAUUAUUACUAUUAUUAUGUAUUAUUAACUGUUACACUAGAAGAGAGUAACAGCAGAAAGUAAUGGGAGUAGUUCCACAGAUCAUAUGAAAUUCUAUAUAAAUAGCAUAUUGACUAAAUAAUAUACAUGGAAAUUUAAUAUGAAGUUGUAUCUAAAUCAGAAAUUUCUUCAAUUUAAUAAUAUAAACAAUAUUCAGGUGACAUAAAAAAAGAUAUAAAAACUUUCAAAAAUUUGUAUCUAAAAUGUUAUCUAUAUUGUAUUAUAAGUAGAAGAACAUUGAUUAUUGGGUAGCCAUAAAAGCAAUAGUAUUUAAUAAUAAUAAUAAUUGAGUGUUGAUAUAAAGAAAGUAUUGAGUUUUUCUCUUAUUAAGAGGUAAUUAUUUAAGGUUAUGACGUAAGGUGCAACGAAAGUGAGAUUUACUUAACAAUGAAAAUAAUGUCAUAAAUACAAAUAUGAUAUAAUUAGAAAUAUGUAUGUAUACAAUCUUUUUUACAAUUCUAAGUUUGAGAUAACAACGAUCACAUUUUAUUUUUCUUUGAUUCUAUUAUUUAUAUAUGUGAAUUGCUUUUUUUCAAAUUAUAAAUAUAAAUUAUUAAUGCUUGCAUAUGAAUACAGCAUAAAUUCAUGUUUUUUUUUAUAUAUAUUAUAUAUUUUUGUGAAAGAAUAUAUGUUAAGAAUUCUAUUUCAGUCAAUACAAAGUUAAAUAAGUACAUUAUUGGUAGACAAGUAGUAAAUUUAUAGAAAAGAAUUAAUAAAGAUUUAUUUUCAUAUGAGGAGAAAUCAGGGUUAUGGUAUAUUCAAACUAUAAAUAACAUUAAAAAUGUCCUUAACUCAAUAAUGUUGGAUUUAUCUUGUAUAGAUAUUUUCUGUGCAUAUAGCUUCAUCAGUGUUAUAUUAUAAUUAAUGCAAUAAAAUUAUUAUUCUCCUUAAAUCUCAUAUUUUAUACCUGAACUUCAGAUUUGUAUCAAUUCUAUUUCAGAAACUAUUUUGUCAUAUUCUAAGAAUCACCUUUUAGACAUAAGAUUAUCUGAACAUAUAUGUGGAUAACUUCAUAAGAAAGUGUGUGAUGGAAUAUUUAUUAAAUGUAUAUUUUUAAAGAUGUGCUUGCAUACCUGGAGUAACAAAAAUAAAAUGAUCUCUCUCUUUCUCU
Molecule: messenger RNA, 2780 nt
Organism: Vespula pensylvanica (western yellowjacket)
Lineage: Eukaryota; Metazoa; Arthropoda; Insecta; Hymenoptera; Vespidae
Product: leucine carboxyl methyltransferase 1
Exons: 4
Coding region: 177-1127 (316 amino acids)
Biological process (GO): C-terminal protein methylation
Cellular component (GO): cytosol
Molecular function (GO): protein C-terminal leucine carboxyl O-methyltransferase activity
Source: RefSeq, a predicted model, not a curated record